Molecule: messenger RNA, 1980 nt
Organism: Armigeres subalbatus
Lineage: Eukaryota; Metazoa; Arthropoda; Insecta; Diptera; Culicidae
Exons: 5
Coding region: 170-1903 (577 amino acids)
Source: RefSeq, a predicted model, not a curated record
AUUUCAUUCUAUCCGACGACCGCGGGGAAUCGAAUCACAGUUUCGCUUUUGCUCCGUCUGAUCACCUUCUAGGCAAAGUUCAAAAUUCUCAGUGUUUCUAAAUUACUGCUAAAGUGCGUGCUGUGUUACUACCCGGUAUCCCUCGUAAAGCACACGUGCCACAUCGAGAAUGGCCAAGAAAGGAGGAGUCCAGCAGUUACAGGCGGAAAUCAACAACGAUGAGGAAUUCGAGAAAUUCCUGGAACGCGAUGGUCUGUUGGUUAUGGAUAUCUUCACAGACUGGUGCGGCCCCUGCACCGGUAUGGUGGGCAGUUUGAAGAAGAUCAAACUGGAGUUGGGAGGAGAUAAUCUCCAACUAGCCGUGUGCAAAUCCGAUGAUAUUGAAGCAUUGAAGAGAUUUCGAAACAACAGUGAACCAACCUGGCUGUUUGCCUCGCAUGGCAAAAUAGUCAACCUCAUGUUCGGCACUAACGUUCCGAAGCUUAUCAACCUCAUCACAGAAGAACUUGACAUCGAACUGAAAUGUCGAGCUGGGGAAGUGGAACGAAAAUAUUUCGAACUGCAUGAGUUGACCCCCGAGGAACAGGAACGCGAAGAUGCGCGCAAGGCUAUAGAAGAUGAAGCCGAGAGAAUUGAGAAAGAAGCGGCCAUAAAGAAACGCCGGGACUACAUAAUCAAUGUGACUGAUACAAUAAUGGAGCACAUCCAGGAUAUGGGAAUCACUUUGUUCAUGCCGCAUGUUCACAAGGACGUGUACAAAAAAUUGAACGAACAUGCCGAGAAACACGAGCUGCACUUCAAAGAAAAACGUUUGGUUUAUUUGAAUCCAAAAAUGUUGGAAGUACUUCAUUUCGACUGUGAAAACCGAAUGGAAGAUGAAGUGUUCGAACAGAUUUUCUAUAAAGAAGUCCAAGGAUACGUCUGGAAGCGUCAAGAUGAUCUGAAUCGCGCACCGGAGGAUAUUAUUGGCGAGUUUGUACGUUUUCUAACUGAACCUACCGAGGUACUCGACAACGACGGUAAUCUUGAGAAAGUGAUUCCACCCAUGAUCGAACCACUGGAGAUGAUUUAUAACGCAAACGAUGGGUCUUGGAAAAUGGUGGACAAAAAUCCCAAGAAAAAGAAGAGCGUCGCAAUAACUGAUAUUUCUCAAAGCACGUCAUCAAAGGAAACAUUUGAUGAAGAAGCAUGUCCCAAAAUAUAUGUUCCGGGUGUAUGGAGCCCUACCAAUCGAAGAGCGACUGCUGCGCUAUUCUAUCUGCUGUUCAGACAUUUGACCGAAAGUUUCUUAGGUCCAGACCCGGUACCGGAACCGCCGCACAUUUGUAUCGUGUUCGACGCCUACAAGAAGCGAGACGUGUUUGAAGUGAUUAACAAGUUCAACCGAGACGUAAUGGCAUACGGUUAUUUUACGUCUGGUGAUCCGAAAACGGCGGAACUGAUUGCGAAAAAGACUGAACGCUACAUCCGUUUGAAACCCAAUGUCAACGAUAAGCUAAUUUUGAAAGUUGCCAAAGCUACCAGCCAUGCAAUGUUGGCACUAACGGCUGUAGGACCGUGCUACAUCAGUCAAAACGCAGUCGAAGGCCAAGAAGAAUGCGCCCUUCUUUUUCCACCGAAUUACGAUAAUAUCGAAGAAGAGGCGGAGGCUGGUGAAACGAAGAAAAAACACAAAAAGAAACGUCGUGGAAAAAAGAGCGACACUUCGCUAUCAGCGUCGGAAUCAGCCACCUCGACUACACCGACUGCUGAACAAAACGCCGAGGGACAGGGCGAAGGUGGCGAGCUGGGAACCAUCGGGGAAGGUUCCACCGGAGAGGAAGGGGAAACGACAUCUUCGUCUACUAACUCCCCUGAGAAAACUGGGGGAGCAGGAGAAGAAGGCGAGGAACAGAAAACAUAGGCAACAAUUUGGUUUAAGAUGUUCUUUCCUUUCGGUUUCAAUAAAUAUCAAAGUUUGUCAUAUUGCAAAAAAGAAAA